Messenger RNA from Rhopilema esculentum, 1076 nucleotides. RefSeq names its product histone H1.0. Gene Ontology annotation, cellular component: nucleus; nucleosome. Gene Ontology annotation, molecular function: structural constituent of chromatin; nucleosomal DNA binding; double-stranded DNA binding. Gene Ontology annotation, biological process: negative regulation of DNA recombination; nucleosome assembly; chromosome condensation. The record is from RefSeq and is a predicted model, not a curated record. NCBI's taxonomy places the organism in Eukaryota, Metazoa, Cnidaria, Scyphozoa, Rhizostomeae, Rhizostomatidae.
ACGUGAGGAGCUUCACAGUGGAAAAAUUUUGAAAGCGGAAAAGGCGCUAAAACUCACCGUUCAAAAAGACUAAUUUUCAUCAAGGUUCAUCAACCAACAAACUCAAAAUGUCAGCAAAGAAGGCAGUAGCACCAUCACACCCAAAAUACAUCGACAUGAUCAAGGCUGCGUUGGCAGAGCUCAAGGACAGAAAGGGAACUUCAAGACAAGCGAUUUCAAAGUACAUCAAAGAACACUACAAAGUUGGUGAAAAUGCAGAUACCCAGUUGAAAUUGGCGCUCAAACGUGGUGUUGUCGCUGGUGUUAUCAUGCACUCAAAAGGUACUGGGGCAUCAGGUUCAUUCAGACUCGUGAAGAAGGAGGCACCAGCAAAACCAAAGAAGGCGCCAGUAGCGAAGAAAUCACCAAAGAAGCCAAAGGCGAAGACCACCCCGAAAAAGGCGGUUAAAUCACCAAAGAAGGCGAAGGUUGUGAAGAAGCCAGCAGCAAAGAAACCAGCAGCGAAAAAACCAGCAGCAAAGAAGCCAGCAACGAAGAAAUCGCCGGCCAAGAAGGCAGCUGCCAAGAAAUCACCCGCCAAGAAGGCAGCAUCGAAAGCGAAGAAACCAGCAAAGAAGACGGCGAAGAAGUAAAUUGUCGAUGAACUCUGUAUAAAUUUCGGACAAGGUAUAGUUUUAAUUUUGGUGACGGACGCUGAACGCACAAACGAAAAACUGAGAUCUUGGGAUGAACAGUAAAAACUUUGACGCUUCGAACGUAAAAUUAUAAGAAACCUGUAAAUAAUAUUUUUACACAAUAUGUAUAUGCAUUAUUAUUUUAUUCCGAGUUCGUUUAACAUGCAUGCUAGUUUUGCUUGGCAUUUUUCAGCAGAUUGCCUGUUUUUGUUUUUAUAUUGAAUUUCGCGCAAUGUACAAAUUCGAAAGAUUUUUAAAACCUGAUCAAUGGCAAAUUUGCUGGGAAAUGCUAAGAAGUAGGAAGUUAAUUGGCCGACUCUUAGUUGUAAUUAACUCGUAUAAAAAUGCCUUCCGCAUAUUUCUUUUCAAGUAUUUAGAGUGGCCUCUCAGAGGCGAUCCAAA